AUGAGUCACCACGAGAUGACAGCACCUGAUGGAAUCAUUUUCCGCAUCGUGGUGGUACUCGCAGGUACAAGCUUACCGACUCUUCGUCGUGAACGUCAACAACAGCAAGAGCUUGAGCAACACAAGUAUCGAUACAAAGGGAACAGAGAGUUUUCACAGGAACCGAAAAAUCAGCAGUGCAUGUCUUCGAGAAAUGGCAAUCCAGAGGAGAUAUCGGUGUCGAAUCUGAUUGACGGAGAGAGUUUGUGCUACAGUUUAGCAUUGAUACGAGGCCGGACAACGAUAGGAUGCAACUCAAUCAUCGUGAGGAAUCAGAGAAGUCAGAGUUCAACGGAAUGGCCGAUCGUAGCUGGCGAAUUCCGGGCCGUGGUCGAACUUGCACGCGGCCCAAACAAAUUGGAGCUAGAAGUGGCUGGACAAAAAAAAAUGCUCCUUCUGAUUCAUGAACCGAGAACCACAAGAUUACGCGUAACGCCCGUUUACGUGAUCUGCGCCGGCCACGAUGGGUACUUUCAAGGUCCUCGAGGGGAAGAUCGGUCGCCAGAAAGCGCCGCGACCAGGAUUGGUGUCGGUGCACGACUACUGCAAGCUCUCGUUGCCGAGAAACUAAGGGAAGCAGGUUACGGAAGGAAAACAUUUCAACUGGAAAGAGACCUGGAUGGUCCGGAAUGUCUAGUGAUGCACAGUACGCUGAACGUUGACAGAGCACGUGCGAUGAAUCAACGGGAACUUUGGGAGUUGAUCGCCCGUGAAUUGAUGACCGGUCCGUUGGCAUCGAAAGAUCGAAAAUAUCUAGCAUUUUUGUCUUGCACUAGGUAUCAAGGUGCACCGAAUCCGCGUACGCACGAAGACACUCUCGCGAGAACGCAAGGACACGCUGCGCUCGGCGGUGGAGGAUUAGCGUUGUUCGGUUCGGCUUGCCUUCACACCUGGCCAACCUGCAUGAACGAAGUAUUAGGGAGAUUUCUCGACGUGACGGCCAUCGAUACGGAACAACUGAUGGACGACAGUAAUUAUCGCGGCACACAUGGGGGUUGUUUCGCUACUACUCUCGGCUCGGUUCUCCAUGAACUGGGUCACACUUUCGAUCUUGGUCAUACCCGCGAAGGUAUAAUGGGCCGUGGAUUCGACUACGUCGACCGUGUAUUCGUCGGAGCGGCUGGAAUUGACUUUAAUCGAAAUCCCGUUCUACGAAAGGACCCGCAACACACAACGAUCGCGUUAAGCAGACCAUUGAGCGUGACCGUUACCGUCCAGGAACCGUUUACUCUUUUAUCCAGCCCACGGAGGAGUCGUUUGCUGUCGGAAACCUCUCGACCCUCACCCUCCCAGAGUCCUCCGCGGUUACUCGGUCGAUUAUCCGCGCCCGCCAGUCCGGAACUCAAUAGAUCCUUCUCCAGGAGUCUACUACAAUCCGCGAUCGAUCAAGCUUCCUCGAAUUCGCAAACCGAUCGAACAUUUUGGACACCAUCGUGCGCGGCCUUUCUUGCAUAUCAUCGGUGGUUCAACGGCGAGAUGGACAACAUUCGCAAUCGUCACUUUCACGACAUUGAAUACGAUGGAAAAAGGAACGUCGUUAGAUCGCGUUUCGGAGUACGAGUAAUAGAACUGAGGGAGACCUCGGGUGGAAUGGUAUGUGGUUCUCGACAAUUUCCCGGGACCCGACCACCUCUGGAAGCGUUGGUUCCACCAGCUCCACCACAUUGUCUUGUCGCCCUGACCCUUGUUGCUGAAGAUUCGGCCGGCAACGUGCUCAAGUAUCCUCUUCCAACGGCAUUUUGA
Messenger RNA from Dufourea novaeangliae, 1782 nucleotides. Its product is annotated as putative zinc metalloproteinase YIL108W. Lineage: Eukaryota; Metazoa; Arthropoda; Insecta; Hymenoptera; Halictidae. The record is from RefSeq and is a predicted model, not a curated record. The transcript is spliced from 3 exons. Bases 1 to 1782 code for a protein of 593 amino acids.